This is a messenger RNA of Paramecium tetraurelia, 6387 nucleotides long. RefSeq lists its product as uncharacterized. The transcript has 7 exons. The record is from RefSeq and is a predicted model, not a curated record. Lineage: Eukaryota; Ciliophora; Oligohymenophorea; Peniculida; Parameciidae.
AUGGAAAAAAUCAACUUACAAGUUUCGUAUUCUUUUUUGAUAUCUACACUAAUUCUUUUAGCAUGUUCUCGCCUGAGUUGUUGUUGCAAUUAUAAAACAUACAAUGAUUCAUUGAUUCCAAUUGAACACCCUAUUUCUAUAUAGACAAUCGAUUCUCCAAUUAAUGAAAAUUUCAUUUACUUUGGAUUUUGGAGUUUGGGCAUUCCCCAAUAAACUUUUAAGAAUUACCCAUAAGUUGUUUCAGAUUACAUAUCAACUCUGCCUGAAAAUGGACAAUUAUUAUUUUUAAUAUAGGGGAAACAAACAAAUUUAGUCUUGGGUUAUAUAUCCAUGAAUAUGAUAAUCAGACAGGUGAUAUACAAUGUUGUCAUAUUCAGGAAUCCUAAUUAGAUUUUAGAAUUUAGAUUUAAUCCAGUUUAAUUUGAAGAAGAGUGGAUUUUAAGUUUAUUCACAAUUAAUUUCGAAUAGUCAACAUUCACUGUAGAAAUGACUGGAUAAGUAAAACAAAGUAUUAGUAUGUAGAGUGAUAUAAAAUACGAAAAAGUAAUACUAGGAGGACUAGGUUAUAUUGGCUAAGGAUUCAAUCUCAAUAUUUUCAAAGGAAGAUUAUCUUAGAUUUACUUGAGUUAUGAGAUUGAAGAUGCUCAAAAUUAAUUUUAAUAUAUGAGUUAGAAUUGUAGAAUUCCCCUUCCUUAAGAGGAAUAACAAACUGUCUAUUUUGUUAAAGGAUUACAAAUUUUUGAAGGAAGUUCAUCGUUAUUUUAUACAGUGAAUUAAUUAGGAAAUCGAUAUUGCUUAACUGGAUGGGUGAAAUAUGAUACAUCCAGAAUCAUAACGAAUACUGAAUAGAAUUUGAUAAGAAUCAGUCUAUUUAAAAACUAUAAUUUCUAUUAAAAAUAUGGAGAUGAAAUCUUAUAAAUAAUACCAUUUAUUAAUAAGGUAAAUCCUAAAAUGACUUAUAUAUCAAUAAUUACAGAUAAUAGAUAUAUGCCUAUAAUGGGUUUAAAUGACUAUAAUAUUAUACGUCCGUUCCUUUAAUAAUUUUUUGAAUAUUCCUAUAGAUAUUACCUAGGAGUACAAUAAUGGCAUUUUAUUAAAUAUGAAUAUGGGUCAAAAGUUCCCGGGAAAAAAAGCUUAAUUUAAAUUUAAUUCUUUAAUGAUUUAGGACUACAAGAAAAAAUUAUGAAUAAUAUCUCUCCAAUCAACUCUCCAUUCUAUAUCAAUAUAGGAGCAGAUGAUUUUUAUAGUGAUAUUCUUUAAGCUUCCAUUUUGGAUUUUAAAUUUGAAUAUAAUUUUAAUGAGGACAAAUAAGUCAUGUUUUAAGCUUGUCAUUAUUCAUGUUAGUCAUGCAGAGGACCGCUUGAAAACAAUUGCGUGACUUGCGAUCCUUUAGCUAAUAGAUAUUUUUUAGAGGAAAUAAGCAAAUGUGAGUGUUUAUAGGGAUAUAUAAACGUUGCAAAUGAGAGCCGCUGUAUGGAUUUCUCUUAAAUAUUCCCAUUAGUAAAAGUUUAGGAAGCUUUUCAAAAUGAUGUAGCCAAAUGUUAAUUUGGUUAUUUCAUUUUACCAAUGAAUGGAGGCUCUACAUAAUGUGUUAAAUGUCCUUAAUCCAAUUCCUUUAACUUGCUUUGUGUUGACUGUCUCUAUUCUCCAUAUACUUGGUACUUAAAACCUAUUUGCAAAUAUGAUUUGAUCUCAGCUAAUGAUUCUCCUGACGAUGCAUUUUCAUAUGUGGAAAGAAAUGAACUCUCUUAAGAUUUAUAUCUAAUUAAUAAUUAAGGGGAAAUCGUUCAAUAGGAAGGUGUCUUAGAUUUUUGUGAAAUAGAAACUGAUUCGUCUAAUUGCUUUUAGGCCGCUCACAAACACCUGAACAAAACAAUAUUUCUCAAAUGUAAGCAAAAUUAUUUCGCACUUAAUGGAAAUUGCGAGUAAGUGAAUCCUUAUUGUCUAUUAGCUUCUGCUGAAGGAGAAUGUUUACAAUACCAAGCUGGAAUGUAUUUGAAGGGUGAUUAAUUAUUUUAAUGUCCCAGUAAUUGUGAAUUAUGUUACUAUAACGAGGAGACUUAGAGUCCAUAUUGUUUAUAAUGUAAAGAGCAAUUUUCCUCAGAAAAUGGUUAUUGUAUUUCUUGUGGGAAUUAUUGCAAAAUCUGUUAAAAAUAUUAUGAUCCCAUCAAUCAAAAUAGCUAUCAACGAUGUUAGAUGUGUCUAGAUGAUUCUUAAUAUUUCAUUACCUUUGAUGCAAUUAAUUGCUAAAAAAAUACAAUUAAAAAUUGUUUAUAUGCUUAUCAAGCUUUGUCAAACAAUUUUCAAAUUAAUACCCUCGAUAAAAACUUUACUCCUAGAAAUGAUUGGGAAAAUAUUAACACGCAUUGUGCAAGAUGUAUUCUUUACUAUGGUGUUGUUCUUGAUUAAAAUUUAUGUUUAAGGAUGCAUGAAGUUACAUGUCUCUUUUCAGUUGUUCAAAAAGUUUCUGAUAUACCUUUAGACGAUAACAUCUAUUAUACAAUAAUAGAAACUGAUUUUUAUAUAACUCCUGAGGGGGAAGAAUUAACAUUUGCCUUUUUAGAUGAUUAUAGUAUUGUAUUAACAACAUAUUAAUACUGCAUAAUUUCAGACUAUUACUUCAAUUAAUAGGAUAUAGAAGUUGCCUAAUUUUAAAAGUAUUGCUCAGGAUAUGUCACAAAUUGCGAAGUUUGUUUAAGAGGGACUCCAUAUACCUGGGGGAUGACUUACACUUGUCUUGAUUGCUAAAAAGGAUAUUAUGCAGAUAGAGUUUCUGGUAAAUGUUAUUAAUGUCCUCCAGAGUUAAAUUGUUAUAAAUGUUAGGCUCAAUAAAAAGUUAAUAAGGAUCGGUGGAAAAGCUAAAUUAGAGCUUAUUAUAAGGUAGUUAUUGAAAAGCAUUCUGACCAUACAUUUAAGCAAUAUGCACAGAGUGAAAAUUAUGAUGAUUAUGAAGUUAUUUGCUCAGAGUGCUAUAAAGGAUAUGAAAUAAGAAAUGAUAUAUGCGUUCCUUCUUGUCCUGAAUCAUGUUUGGAAUGUUAGUACAUUAAUGGUUAAAAUCUAUGUGUCAAAUGUCCAAAAAAUAAAAAAGGUAGAAUGUUGAGUUUAUCAUAAAAUAAAUGCAUUGAAUGUCCUUAGAAUUGUGCUUUGUGUAGAGUAAGAUCAAAAGAUGAAAUUCAAGGUAUUAACCCAUUAUUUGACAAUGAUGAUUUUAUCAUUUACACGUAUCAAUGCUUAAAGAGCUUUAAAGAUGCUGAAUACUAUUAUAAUUUAGAAUAUGGCACCUUUAUAAAAUGUUCUCAACAUCAAUAAUGCAACUAUGAAUUCAUACUUACUUUCAAUCUUUAUUGUUCCGAGUUAGAAUAUGAAUCUGAAUUGAGUUAAAUUUCAUCAUAAUCUGAGCAAAAUAUAUUUAGAUAAUAAAACUUAUUAUUUUAGGAUUUGGUUUCAGGAAACAGUUUUAAGGAGUUUGAAAAAGAUUUGUUCUAUCACUAAGCCAACGAAUUAUCAAUAACAACCAUUAAACUAAAUAUAUCAAGUGUAAAAGAGUAAAUUUGUAAAAUACAAUCUAAUGGCAUUAUUAAAUAAAUCUUUAGUAAUAAUAUCUUUUUCACAACAAACGUGGAGAUAACACUUAAUUUCAAUAAUAAUACAAUAAUUGAAUUUGAAAAGCCACUAAAAUUCUUAAAUUUUAAUAAAAUAACUAUAUUAGGAGCCAUCUUUCAUCCAAUAAGCAAUGACAAAUCAAAAUAAAUUAUGUUUUUUAGCUUAUAUCCUUAAACCAUAACUCUUUAAGACAUCAUUUAUUAGUAGAUUUCUAAAGACAAUGAUUAGUCAAAUAUGCUUUUUGUUAAUGUUUAAAGUGUAUAAUUUAACAAUUUCAAAAUAUUGGGAUUAGUUUAAAAUUAAAUAAGAAAUUUUAUUGAGAUUACAGAAACGGUGAAUUAGAAAACUAUCAUAUUCUUAAACUUUUAAAUUCUAAAUUCAUUUUUAUAAAAUCAGUUCACAAUAAAUUGCCAUCUGAACUAAGAUGAUAACAUUUACAUUGAUAAUUUAAUUGUAAACUCUAAGUUUAAGAAUGUAACUUUGAUAAAAACAGGAGAAUAAGAAAAAUAUGGACUUCUUUAGAUGUAAAAUGUUAUUUUUUAAAUCGAUAUACUUUAUUGCUUAUCUUUUUUAAAUAUUUAUUCACUAAGAUAAGUUAACAUUAACAAUAUGAUAAUCAAAAAUUCUGAAAUUUAAAACUCAACACUAAUUCUUUUAAAUAAUGAUAACAAUUUAGAUAAUUUUAGGAUUUAAUUAAGUAAAUUUAGAUAGAUUAGUUAUGGAAUAAUGAAUUCUGAACUAUUAUUGGAUAAUUUAUAAAUUAGUUUAUCAAAUAUUUUGCUUGAAUCAAAUGAAUAUGAUUACUCUACAAAAUUUGUAUUCUUCUAAAAAUACAACAAUAUUCAAACUCAAAUAAAUAUUACAGAAUUGCAUAUCCUUAAUAACUAUAUUUCGUAGAAUAUAAAUGAUUUGAAUUUGAAGACUCAAUAUUAUGCCCUUCUUUACCUAUAGCUAGACAUCAUCUCAAUAGUUAAUUUAGAAAUAGUCAGAGGUUAUGGUCUAAUGGAUUUAAGCAUAAGUGAUGUCCAAAAACUUAUAAUUUAAUCUAGCAGAAUAUCUUAAGGACAAUAGUUUAAAUUCUUAGGACUUCAUUAAUUUAUGGAUUGCUAGUCAUAAUAAGUCAAAGGAGAAUCUUAUUUACAAUCUCUAUUUAUAUCUUCAGCAAUUGAUUUUUAGAUUGAUGAUUUGAUUAUAAGAACUGCUUAAACAUAUAACUCUCCCAUUUUAUAUUACAAAUCUUCGGAAAAGAUUAAAUAAUCAUAAUUCGAAACAAUUCAAUUAAGUAAUAUUAUUAUCGAAUCAAACUUGGUGCUUUUAACAAAUUAGAAAUUUCAAACAGCAAUUCUCUUUUUUGAAUCUGUUUAAGAAACGGCUUUAUCAAUUUAAAACAUUACUUUUUAUGGAAAUGUAUUGCAUGAAUAUAUAUAAAAUAACCUUCAAAUAUCUGCUUUGCUUCUGAAUUUGAAUUGUAUAUUAGGUUCAGUAAUAGUUCGUGAUUCAACCUUCAUUAAGAAUAUAGUGAUUAAUAGUACAGAUAGCAUUAUAUACAUAAAAAGCGAGAAACUAGCAUUCCAUAACUGCACAUUCUCAGAGAAUAGUGUCUUUAAUUAUGAGCUUUUGUAACCUUAUCUAUUGUGGGGAUUCUUAGAGUCUCAACAAGUAGAUUCUAAAUAGAUAAAUUCAAUCUUUAAAAUAAAAUCGUAAUCUGGAAAUGGUAGGCUAUUAGUGGAACACCUUGAUAUUCAUAUGUGUAUCUUUGAAUAAUCUGUAGGAUAUUCAGGUGGAGCAUUUUUUAUUGAAGCUCAAAAGACAAGCAAUAUCAGUAUUAUCAAUAGUUCGUUUAGUAAUCUUUAAACAGAGUUUUAGAAAGAAUUGGGAUUUGGGGGAUCUAUAUAUUUAGAUGGUACUUCUUCUUAGUAAUUGAUCGUAACUUUUCAAGAUCUUACCAUUAAAAAUAUCUAUGCUUAAGAAUAAGGUGGGUUUUUUUAUAUUACAGCAGGAACUUCAUAGGUUCAAAUCUAUUUAGAUAGAUUAAAUAUCCAAAAUGCCUAUGCAAAAUAGGGAUCUGUAAUAUAUGCAACUUUUUCAUCUCUUCAAUAAUCUUCACAGUUGAUUGAAUUUAAUGAGAUCAUUAUCCAAAACACUUAAGAAGAUUUCAUAAACUAUAUGAAUUUAUAUACAUAACUAUCCAAAUCUGAGGAAAUCCUAUUAAUUAAUAAUAGAGUAUUAUUUUUUAUUAAUUCGGCAUCUAAAGUGAGUUUUUUUAAUGUGAUAAUUGAAAACAUCAUUCUUGAAUCUGCUAUUUUGAUCUCUAGCAUCACCGAACUCUCAAUUAAGAUGUUAAUGAUAUCCAAUAGUUUGAUAAACUAAAACCUAAUUAAAAUAUCUCCAAAUAUAUAUUAAGAUUAAAUUAUAUAACUAAAAAAUGUCUAAAUAUAAAACAUAACCACAGUUUUUAAGUAGAAUAGUUAUAACUGUGAAUCAAUUUAAAUAGUAUAUGCUCCUAUUCAAUUUGCUUGCAUUAAAUAAUCAGCUCCUAUUGAUUUGUUCCAAAAAUAGAAAAGUCAAACAAUAUCUUAUGGUGACUGCAUGCUUUCCUUUAUAAAUAAGAAUAUGGAUUAAAUAGUUUUAGACGAUCUAAAUUCUGGGCUAAUUUUAUUCAUAGAUCUUAAUGAAUAAACAACAAUCAAACUAUCUUAGAUAGAAUUAGGCAGAAUCACUUGUAAAUAUUGUUUAAAUGGAUUAAUUUAUUUUUAUUUUUAAAAGAUAUCCUAACUAAUUUGA